Messenger RNA from Oncorhynchus masou masou (cherry salmon), 351 nucleotides. RefSeq lists its product as uncharacterized. Lineage: Eukaryota; Metazoa; Chordata; Actinopteri; Salmoniformes; Salmonidae. The transcript has 3 exons. The annotation marks the transcript as partial. The record is from RefSeq and is a predicted model, not a curated record.
GAGACGAGCGAGCAGAGCGAGCCAGAGAGAGAGAGCGAGCCAGAGAGAGCGAAGAAGGGAGAGCGACGAAGCGAGAAGGAGAGGGAGCGAAGCGACGAGGAAAGACGAGCGAGCGGAGAGACGGAGAAGCGAGGGAAGCGCGAGCGAGAAGGAGAGAACGAGAGAGACAAGAGAGAAGCGAAAGCGAGCAGAGAGGAAGCGAGCGAAGAGCGAGACGAGAAGAAGCGAAGGGAGAAGCGCAGAGAGCGAGAGGAAGCGAAGCGAAGAAGCGAAGGAGCGAGCGAGAGCGAAAGGAGCAGCGGAAGCGAAGCAGCGAAGGAAGACGAGGAAGGGGAGCGAGAGAGGAAGCGA